UGGCCUCCCAAAGUGUUGGGAUUACAGGCGUGAGCCACCGCACCCGGAAUUUGUGGCCUUUUUUAAAAGCAUGUGAUUUAUUUUGCUAAAUGUCCCAGGAAAAAUGAUUAAUGGAAAACUACAGGUGAGCUAUAUAAAGUGUAGGUCUUCACACACGUACGUGUCCUUAUGUACAUUUACCUGUAAAUGAAGACGACUUUUCCCUGGCCUCAUUCAGUUGAUCGAAAUGCUCAGAUGAGGAGCACCUGCAGUUUGCCCGUAUUUUCCCAAAAUGCCUUGUUUGCCUGCAACUAUUCCCAGGAGAAGCCAGACUUUCCUCCGUAAGCAAACCACUGUGCUCUCGCAGAGAUUCGUACUGUAAAAGCUGAGUUUGCAAAGUUAAAUUAAUUUCGAAUUGGUGGAUUUUUGUAUGGAAAUACUUUGGGCUACUUGACUUUACUAACCAGGACCUACCUACUACUAGUCAGGAGAGGGUGGUGGUUUGUGGUUCUCUGGAUAGUGGGUAGCCGUAAGUAGAACUGAAGAGGGAUUUUAAAAUGAUCUAUUCAUUUUUCUCUUUACUAGUAAGAUUUCCAAUCUGUGUCCAUUCUUGAAGUCAUUGGGAGGCUUUGUACCCACCUGGAGCCAGGGCCCUUACCAGGGAUUAGGGCACCGGCAGACUGGUGUGGAGGUGUAGUGCAGGCGUGCUUGAAGAGGGACAGGACCCAAGGAAGGGUGACAAUAAGAAGACAAAAACACGAAAUAUUCGCAGCCCUCUUUAGAACAUCCUCCAUCUAGGCAAAAUCUAUUAGGAAUUUUAAGAGGCUUCAAUUAAACAUUAGUGCUCAGUGUCUUGCUGAAGAGGAAUUCAUUCUUCAGUCGAAGCUCUAUUGUCAGUAAAACUGCUCAGGAUAAGGCAGCCGUGUUUAGGCUGUGAGGAGCUGCCCCUGGACUGCGGAGCUUGCUCCGUAAAGGCGUCUUGAUACCCCCUCAAAUGGAUUUACAGAAAAGACUCAGCUGUUGGAAGUCUCUGGGAUUGUAUGGCAUCAUGAGGUAACAGACCUGGUAAAUAGCUAGAACGUAGAGAAGAAUGAAACCAGAGGCAGUGUGCUGUUGGAGCUGAGAGGACCGAAAACUGGAUAUUUGGUCCCCGUGGACUUUCUGGUCACCCUAUGAGGUAGAUUUACUUUGUCUUGAGUCAUGUGGAAGGACCCUGAAGUCACAAGUUUUUAAGACUCUCAGGCUUACUGUGGAUCUGGAUUCUAAGGCAACACUUCCUUGAAGAAACAAGCUUACAGGCAAAUCACUUCUGUCCUUAUGUAACAGUCUGUGGCCCAGACCCAGGCAAGUGGUAAAUAUUUACCUUCACGCUGGAGCCAAGAUCGCUGCGGGGAGUCCCACGAAGCACCACUGCCCUCUAAGACCUUGGAAAGGGAAACAGCAGAAGGUGUGGGUGCGGGUGCUGGAGCUCCGCUGGGUCACACGGCCAGCACCCGAGUGGGAACUCAGAGCUGAAACCUGGGUUCUCACUGCAGCUGGAUAACAGGUGUUUACAAAAGUAACAGCAGCUCUAGAGGGCGGCCACCUUGCCUGGAACCUCCGCAACUUCCGCACCCACCGCACAAGGGCUGAGAACAGUGAGCUGUGCCCGGAUGGCCCUCGUCUUCCUGUACGGCACCUUGAAGCGGGGUCAGCCCAACCACAGGGUCCUGUGGGACGGCGCCCACGGCUCCGCAGCCUUUCGGGCGCGCGGCCGCACGCUGGACCCCUACCCGCUGGUGAUCGCGGGGGAGCACAACAUCCCGUGGCUGCUGCACCUGCCUGGCUCGGGGCGCCGCGUGGAGGGUGAGGUCUACACGGUAGAUGAGCGGAUGCUGCGCUUCCUGGACGACUUCGAGAAUUGCCCGGCCCUGUACCAGCGCACGGCGUUGCGGGUACAGCUGCUGGAGGAGGGGGCCCCGGGCGCGGAGGAGCCGCCGGCGCCCACUACGGUGCAGUGCUUCGUGUACAGCAGGGCCACCUUCCCGCCGGAGUGGGCCCAGCUCCCGCACUACGACAGCUACGACUCCGAGGGGCCGCACGGGCUGCGCUACAACCCCAGGGAGAACAGAUAAGGGGGGCAGGCAGGGUGGGCCUAUGCCUGAGAGCCCUGGGGCUCCAAGAUGUGCCCAGCCCAUGCUGGGUGAAGGCCGAAGCAGAACAGGGCCUUUUCCAAGGAAUCAGCGGGAGAAGGAACCAAUCUUUCAGUGGCAGCUGAUUUUACAAAUAAUGUUGACACACAAAUAGCAAGGUGGUUCCCUCCCAUCUUUCCACCUGGUAGGAAAAAUUCAGGAUUUUAAUACCCCUAAAUGACAUUUAGAGAACUUAUGUUAUGCCUAAUUCUUCUGCUCUUCUUCCUUGUGAUUUUUGUUUGCUCAGCUUUGAGCUCAAGAUAAUAUUUAGGAUCAAUGUAAAGACUUGGUGUUGCAGCUAGAUUUUAGCAGCCCUAUUACACUGAUUCUGGCCUGUAGCCCCUGAGAAAGCUGAUUUCACACGGCUGGGUAGAAUUUGUAAAGAAGGUCCACAGGGCAAGCAUGCUGUAUAUCAGAGUGCGUACAGCACCAUUCUUCAUAAUUUUCAGAUCAAGCUUCAUAGCAGAUAUUAAAGAUUAUUUAAAUUUGAAGUUGAUGUUUUGGGAAAUCAAAUAUAAAAGUGUUGGUACUGUGUUUGACCACCACUUCUUUGGUAUACUUACUUGGUAGAAGGUUCUCUACAUUCUGAUCUAGCAAAAUAAUGAAUACCCACUUGCCGGUAGACACAGCUGAGCGUCCAGACUUCAAGUGCAAGUUUAUCUCAGCCCAGAUCUCAGCAGCCAGGCCCGGUCCCUGCCCCCUGAAGGGAGAGCAUUUGGGGGUGGUCCUUUCAGAGAAGAGCCAACGCAUUAGUAAUUUGUUCUUUAGGCCUGACAGAAGCUUAGCUUCCAAAUACAAACAGCACUUAAAAUAAUUUUAGCAAGGCACAAAGUACCAAUUACUACCCACCUCCAUCUGAUAAUAAUUGUCAGCAUCGAUUCAACUCGAUGCACGGCUCUUUGCUUCUGCUUCCCAGCAAAGUCUGAAAUGUAUUCCAAGAAUUUCAGAACCAAAUGCAAAUGUAGCUGCUGUGAUCCUUAGUAACCUUGUUCUCUGUUGGGAGAGCUCACUUACUCUUCAACUUAAUGGUAGACUGUGAUUGCUAACUGCAUCUGGCACAAAAACAUGAUCAUUAUUUUUAGCUUCUUUUGCUUAAUUGGAAACUUGCUUCACAAAAAACACAAAAAGGCUAGGAGGGGUCUCAGCUGAUGAGUUCGUGGCAGCCCUGUGCUUGACGGGGUGGGUGAUGCAGCCCAAGCUUCCUGCGACUGCCCUGGCUUGUGCAGCAGGGAAGGGACCAGGCAGUGCGCUCAUCCUCAAAGUAGUGCAGACAGCACCCCCGGCCAACAUGGAAGCUUCAAGGUGACCUCCAGGAAGGUGACCUCCAGGCGGUCAGCCAGCAACACUACACCCACAUAGAGACACAGCAGGAAAGGGAUUGCCAAAAAUCUGCAUUUGCAGUCUCCCAUCCUUAGGAAGUUAGGAAAAUCAGCACCAGGAGUGAGGGCCUCACUUCCAGAAGAAGUAAGGCAAUCAGAUGAAAAAAUGGCAAGUGCUAAUCUAAUAAAGCAAGGCAAAUAACUGACAUAUCAAUCUUUUAAAAGGAUCACAAAGAAAUGCUGGUAGUCUACUGGCAGAGGCUGUCGCCUAUGUGUACACUGUCUUCAAAGAAAGGGCAAACUAAUAUUUAGACAAAUGAUCAGUUUGAUUGAUUUAAUUUUCAUACUAGGAAAUCUCACAGAAGUACAAAUCAUAUGUACAAGUAUUUAUAUCAGUGAAAAUUUCCAUUGGUGAUUUUUUGGCAGAAUAUUGGUCUUGACUCUGGAAUAAAUGACGUAAACGUAGCUGCACAGGGGUGUUCCUGUAAAAUGCUUGAAUCAAUUGUGUGUCAAAGCAUCACACAAAUGGCUAAUUAAAUUGGGUGAUGACUGAAA
Molecule: messenger RNA, 4024 nt
Organism: Macaca mulatta (Rhesus monkey)
Lineage: Eukaryota; Metazoa; Chordata; Mammalia; Primates; Cercopithecidae
Source: RefSeq, a predicted model, not a curated record